AUGGACUUCGAUGCCGGAAUUCCCAUGUCUCGUGCUGCCGCGCCCGUGACCGACGCUCCGUCACUGUCACCCUCCUUGACCCAAGAUGCAAUGUGGCAAAUGAAUUUGAGAUCAAGUGAAACACUGGAACCUGGGUCCUAUCCCGAGCGUACCGGAGAGCCAGAUUGUUCUUAUUACAUCAGAACAGGCCUUUGUAGAUUUGGAGCAACAUGUCGCUUUAAUCAUCCUCCUAACCGGAAGCUGGCUAUUGCCACUGCAAGGAUGAAGGGAGAGUUCCCAGAAAGAAUUGGACAACCUGAAUGUCAGUACUACCUGAAGACAGGAACUUGCAAGUUUGGAGCAACAUGCAAGUUUCAUCAUCCUAGAGACAAAGCAGGAAUUGCUGGAAGAGUUGCCUUAAAUAUCUUAGGCUAUCCACUUCGACCGAAUGAGAUUGAAUGUGCUUAUUAUUUACGAACUGGACAAUGCAAGUUCGGAAGCACUUGUAAAUACCACCAUCCACAACCUACUAAUAUGAUGGUUUCAUUGCGUGGCUCUCCUGUAUAUCCUACUGUCCAAUCUCCAACUACUCCUGGUCAGCAGUCGUAUGCGGGAGGAAUUACAAAUUGGUCAAGAGCAUCUUUUAUUCCCAGUCCACGCUGGCAAGCUCCAUCAAGUUACGCUCCUCUUAUUGUUCCUCAGGGAGUGGUAUCAGUCCCAGGUUGGAGCGCAUACAGUGGCCAGAUUGGCUCCGUUUCAUCUCCAGAGAGCCAACAGCAACCAGUGGGAAACAGUCAAAUCUAUGGAACUUCACGCCAAGGUGAACCGGAAAAUUCAGGUUCUCAAGGGACCUUUUCUCCAUAUCGUUCUGGCUCCAUACCUGUAGGGUUUUAUGCAUUGCAGAGGGAAAAUGUAUUUCCUGAAAGACCUGGCCAGCCUGAGUGCCAGUUUUACAUGAAGACAGGUGAUUGUAAGUUUGGUGCAGUUUGCAGGUUCCAUCAUCCUAGGGAGAGAUUAAUUCCUACUCCAGACUGUGUUUUGAGUCCAAUAGGCCUUCCUUUGCGGCCGGGAGAACCUUUAUGCAUCUUUUAUUCUCGUUAUGGUAUCUGUAAGUUUGGUCCGAGUUGCAAGUUUGACCACCCUAUGGGUAUCUUCACAUAUAAUCCCAAUGCAUCAUCUUCGGCUGAUGCCCCAGCCCGGCGUUUGUUGGGUUCAGCGUCAGCGACCACUUCAUUAAAUUUAUCAUCAGAAGGAUUAGUUGAAGCAGGAUCAGCAAAUCCCAGGAGACUUUCACUGUCAGAACCUAGGCAGAUACCUUCUGGAGAUGAUAAUAUUGACACAGAGGACUGA
Prunus armeniaca (apricot) is the source of this 1329-nucleotide messenger RNA. The record is from the annotation of a GenBank genome assembly. Lineage: Eukaryota; Viridiplantae; Streptophyta; Magnoliopsida; Rosales; Rosaceae.